GCAGCGGCUGUGGCCGGCGUGGCCCUGGCAGGGGCAGGAGCGGUGUGGCACCACGGCCGCGUACAAGCGGCCGCGCGCGAGGGCGGCCUUCAGGUGCUGGCGCAGAAAAAUGACUUGGGACCAAUAGAGAAACUUUCUCUACGUAAUCAGCGGUUCAUGCAGUUUUCAUCCCUGGAGCAUGAAGGAGAAUAUUACAUGACACCCCGAGACUUCCUCUUCUCAGUAAUGUUUGAGCAAGUGGAGCGUAAAACACUAGUCAAGAAGCUGGCAAGAAAGGAUAUCGAGGAUGUACUAUCAGGAAUCCAAACAGCACGCUGUGGAUCAACUUUUUUUAGAGACCUGGGUGAUAAAGGGGUAAUUUCAUACACCGAGUAUCUUUUCUUACUUACAAUCCUCACAAAACCUCACACUGGCUUCCAUGUUGCUUUUAAAAUGCUGGAUGCAGAUGGCAAUGAGAUGAUUGAAAGAAAGGAGUUUGUCAAGCUGCAGAAGAUCAUAAGUAAGCAAGAGGACUUCAAGACAGUGAAGACUAAUGAGACAGAAUACCAGGAACCAACAGUGAAAGAGCCUGGAAUUAACACAACCCUUCAAGUGCGUUUCUUUGGGAAAAGAGGAGAAAAAAAACUUCAUUAUAAAGAAUUUCGAAGAUUUAUGGAAAAUUUACAAACAGAAGUUCAAGAAAUGGAAUUCCUUCAGUUUUCUAAGGGUCUGAAUUUCAUGAGAAAGGAAGACUUUGCGGAGUGGCUCCUCUUCUUCACUAACACUGAAAACAAAGACAUCUACUGGAAAAACGUGAGAGAAAAGCUGUCCGUAGGAGAGAGCAUUAGUUUGGAUGAGUUCAAGUCAUUUUGCCAUUUUACAACGCAUUUGGAAGACUUUGCUAUCGCCAUGCAAAUGUUUAGCUUAGCUCAUCGCCCUGUGAGACUGGCGGAGUUUAAGAGAGCUGUGAAAGUAGCAACUGGACAAGAACUCUCAAACAAUAUUCUGGACACUGUCUUCAAGAUCUUUGACUUGGACGGUGAUGAGUGCCUAAGCCACGGGGAGUUUCUUGGAGUAUUGAAAAAUAGGAUGCAUCGAGGUUUAUGGGUGCCGCAGCAGCAGAGCGUGCAAGAAUACUGGAAAUGCGUGAAGAAGGAAAGCAUCAAGGGUGUCAAGGAAGCCUGGAAACAAGCUGGAAAGGGCCCCUUUUAAGGAAGAGAUGAGUAGCAAUUACAUCGUUUGAGGUGCCAGAAUUUGUGACAUUUUCUCAAAGAAUGAACUGUUUUUCUCUAAGUCUUCAUUGAGUUGCUUUGUAAAGAUGCCAUGUACUCAUUUUCUGAUUCAGGAAAUUGGGAGGGCGGGGGAAUAAGUGUGUGCCACGGUGUGCAUGUGGAAGCCAGAGGCCAGCCUGUGGGAGCCAUUCUCUCCUUCUACCUGGGAGUCCCGGAGAUUGAACUUGGGUCGUGAGCUUUGGCGUCAAGUGCCCUCACCAGAUACGCCAAGUCCCCAGCUCUGACUCAGCCAGUUCUUGGUAAAAAGAACAAAGGGUCCCUCUCCAAACACACACUGCAUUGUCAGAGGCCUGUAUGCAGAGCGAUGCUUUGUAGGCUGCACGCUCUAGGUCAUCACGGAGCUCAGACAUGAGGAUGUGAAAUGCUCUCUAGAAGGCUAAUCAAGUGCCCCAGGGAAAGGGACUUAGUUCUCAAGACAGGGAUGGAUGCCAGAAGCUGUGGGUUCCCGGGGAGUAAAUGCAGUCAAACGCUUGCUCCAGUUUCUCUUCGCCGUGUCCUGUCCUGUGUGACUGUUCCUUAGCAGUGUGUUCCCUGCCUUGAAAAUAACAUGUGACAGUGUCUUGUCUGGAAGCAGGAUAAAGUAUGUACAUUGUUACAAGGAAAAUAUGCUUUCUUUUAAAUUGUCCAUGCUUUUGAGAUAUAAAUGCAUUACCCUCUCCCAAACACAUGGGUUUGGGGGCUCAGCCUGCAUGGGACACAGCUGAGUACCACACUUUCCUAAACACACACACACACACACACACACACACACACACACACACACACCAUAAGAUCAAAGUCUUAUAAGAUAUAUUGGGUUGUGGGAAACAUUCAAGAUGGCACUAUAAAAUAGUAGGCAAUAAAAUCAAUAUGAAAUCAUGUUAAGGGGAGAUGUAUGUACAUGUUUAUGUAUGUGUGUACAGGUGGGCAUGUACAUGUAUGUGGAAGCCCCUGCUCCUGUAACCCCUCCCCCAUGUUCCUGAAGUACAACCCCAAUAAACCCAUUACUUCAUCAA
Molecule: messenger RNA, 2266 nt
Organism: Peromyscus maniculatus bairdii (prairie deer mouse)
Lineage: Eukaryota; Metazoa; Chordata; Mammalia; Rodentia; Cricetidae
Gene: Micu2
Product: mitochondrial calcium uptake 2
Biological process (GO): calcium import into the mitochondrion; mitochondrial calcium ion homeostasis
Cellular component (GO): uniplex complex
Molecular function (GO): calcium ion binding
Source: RefSeq, a predicted model, not a curated record